Molecule: messenger RNA, 2622 nt
Organism: Vicia faba (fava bean)
Lineage: Eukaryota; Viridiplantae; Streptophyta; Magnoliopsida; Fabales; Fabaceae
Source: the annotation of a GenBank genome assembly
AUGAACCAUAAUCUGCCACAACAACAAAUAACAAUACAACAGCAAUUCCAUAGCAGAGAAAUCGAAAGGAAAAGAAGAAGAGGAGAAGUCGCGAAUUCGCUCACACGCAUCCGCACACUGCUAUUACCGAAUCAGUCUAAGAAACAAAGUACGGCUGUGAAGUCAGAUUCUAGUAUACAAGAAAUCGAGGCAGCUCCUGGAAACACACCAAAUCAUGUUUCUGACGGUAAACAGCGUGGCGAUAAAAAGCGCCGGUUUCCUCUCCGAAAAGAUAGCUUGAAGGCUAAGGAAACUGCUUCUUCGAGAGAAUGUCAUUUGGAUGGGAACAGUGAGUACAAUGGCGGUCAGCUAGUACCAUUCAAGUUCACAGAUGAAGAAGAACUGGAAGAUGAGUUGGAUAUCCCAAAACUGUCACUUAGAAGGCUUAGAGUGUCCAAAAAAGUGGGUUCUGUUGAAACCACUCAUUGUGAGAUUGAGGAGAUAAGUAAUGGGGAUUUUUCAUUAGAAAGACCAAAAGAGGAGUCUAUUCCUUCAUCUGAUGAAGAUGAAAAUAAUGACAAAUCAGCUCUGGAAGGGGACAUACCUAAAAUGGAAAUUGCUGAAAUUAAUUUAGGAAAGUUGUCACUAGAGGAAGCAGGUGCAGAGUUGAUUUCAAGAUCAGAUGAAGCAAAUGUCAAUAUAGAAAAGCCAGUUACAGAAGAUGCAAACGCUGAAGUGGAAAUUAUUGCAAGUGAAUUAGAAGGAGUGGUAGACUUGAAUAAUCGAAACUUGCCACCAGAGGAGCUAAACUUUCGAAUUGAUGGAGAAGAUGCUAAAAAUGAUAAAUCAGCUAUAGUUGGUGAAAAGCUUGAAGAGGAGAUUACUGGAAACAAUAUAGCAGAAGAAAAAUUAAACAAUGGAAUAUGGACACAAGAAGGAGCAGAAGGGGAUUUGAACGUAAGUGCUUUGGAUAAAGAAGAACCUGACGAUGAAAAAUCAGCUAAAGAGGGUGCAAAAUCAGAAGUGGACACUGCAGAAGGCACUACAACAAAAAUGCCAAGCACUGAGAAUGUGGAUACCUUCAAUACCACGGAACUAAGAGGUCAUAGUUCAGAAUUCCCUAUCCAACAUCUAGAUUCUUUGAGGAACACUUACGCUGAGGCUGAAGGAAGGAUCAGAAAGGGUAAAGGUCCUGCUAAUGGUGAUUUUGGAACACAACAUCAAUCAAAUGUGCCAGAGGAAAAGAAUCAUAUGGUGAAAGACAGCAGAAGGAAUAAAAACAAAGUAUUGGGCAAUACAAGUCAAGGUGAUUCCCGUUUCAUGAAAACAAAGAGAGAUCACGAGUUUCCAUCAAGAGUACCUUUUCAUCGAAAUGGUUACCAAUCACACAAUGAAAGUGGCAGGCCGUCAAAUGGAAUGCAUGAUGAGAGUUCAAGCUUUCUUUCGCGUGACCCCCGUGAGGAAACUGACCAGGAGAAGGCGAAACUGUUGGGAAUGAUUUAUAAGUUGCAGGAUGAACUCAACAAGACACGCUAUGUGAGUGAGAAAUCAAAUGUAAGAGUGGCCACUGGUGUAUCUUACAAGGAAAAUCAUAAUUCUGUAUACAAAUACCAUAGCCAUGACCUUCGUGAAGGAAGGUUUUCUCAUGCUCUUGAUCACUUUAGGUGUAAUGGAAGAUGUCAUUGUGAAAUCAUGUCGGGUCAAAGGCAUAAAUACUCACGGAUACCUUACUCAGCUGAAGCAACAAGUUGGGCAUACCGUGUUGACCAUCCUUGUCACCAUUGUUGUUCCCAUGUCUCAGCAGAUUUGUCUCCACGUGUUCAUUUCCAACAUGAAGAUUUACACAAGUGCUGUCGAGCACACGAUUGUAGCUCUUCAGGUCCACAAUACUUCACAGCCUCUAAACUCCCAUUAUAUAGCAGUGACACAAAUUCUGAUGAUCAGAGGUAUAGGACAACUAUGGCGAGGAAAUAUUUAAGGGAGAAACAGAACUUGGCUAAGCGACAUCGCAGGCCAGUAGCAGGUGGAGCUCCUUUUGUCACAUGUCCUAAAUGUUUUAAACUGCUUCAGCUACCUGCAGAUUUUCUUCUUUAUAAAAGGACCUGUCAUCAGCUGAAAUGUGGUGGAUGUUCAGAGGUACUCAAGUUUUCACUCAAAGACGGAACUCAUGUAGUACCUUUUUCAUCGAUUCCUAUAGAUCUUCCGUCUCGCGAGCUUCACCACGGAAGCGAGGUGAUUAAUGGCGGCAAGCUACCAUCAAAAACUCAUGUCAACCAUUACCAUCAUUCACCUGCAAAACCCAUUUCAUAUUAUGAUGAUUAUGGACUUUCUGUCUCUCAAAGCUUCUCCUCAGAAGUAGAUCCUGCUUUUCUAACCCAACAAUUUGAUACCUUGCAUAGCAGUGAAUAUGUUAACCCGGGUGUCUCUCCUAGCUCAACAUUUAAGGCAAAGAUUAUUGGUUCAAGAUAUUUUAGUACAAUCGCAGCUACAACGGAGACAGAUCAAUCAACAGAACUUUCCUCCAACAUGUCUGAACCUAGGAAAUUGUCACCAGAAAAGGAGGCAAGGCAGCCACGGAAAAGUACUCUGCAUAAACUGAUGGGUUAUUCUACACCAAAUAGAGUGAUAAAAGGGACACCUUGA